AUGUCGUUUAGAAAUUAUCCAACCACAAGGUGUGGUGCGGUUGGUAAACUGUCACCUCCAGCUAGCGAGCUACUUGGUGCCUCAAUAACAGGAGUUCGAAACUGGUUGGAAGUACUUUGUGGCCAAGAGCAAGCUGAACCUCGAUUAGGGAUUAAUCUCACCCUUCGAAUAGGUAAGAGCGGCUCUUUCACUUCCUCACAGUCUACGUCUCCAUCUCUGUCUUUAAUGGCGAGGGCGGCGUUCCUCAAUUUCACAAACGCCAUUGAUUUCUUGACGUUCUCUCAGGCUCCUAUUAACUGCGCAGAUCCCGAGGCCUUCUCCAAACCUUCCUCGUCUUCUUCGUUUCUGAGGUUCGUGCUCUGA
Prunus armeniaca (apricot) is the source of this 363-nucleotide messenger RNA. The record is from the annotation of a GenBank genome assembly. NCBI's taxonomy places the organism in Eukaryota, Viridiplantae, Streptophyta, Magnoliopsida, Rosales, Rosaceae.